Cyclospora cayetanensis is the source of this 3828-nucleotide messenger RNA. RefSeq lists its product as uncharacterized. Gene Ontology annotation, biological process: regulation of DNA-templated transcription. NCBI's taxonomy places the organism in Eukaryota, Apicomplexa, Conoidasida, Eucoccidiorida, Eimeriidae. The transcript is spliced from 8 exons. Gene Ontology annotation, molecular function: DNA-binding transcription factor activity. The coding region runs from base 1 to 3828 and encodes 1275 amino acids. The record is from RefSeq and is a predicted model, not a curated record.
AUGGCUGAUCACGCUGUUUACCUUGGCGUUCAGCGGCUUGUUAAAGCGGAAGAGGGGGAAAGCGCAGCGGAAAAUACAAAUGAAGAGGAAGAGCGCUCAGACAGGGCGAAGCAGCCAUGUACGCGCUGUGCGGCGAAGAGUGAAGGGGAUGCAGGGAGGGCCUUCUUCCCUAACAGCCCCUUUCUCGGAUCUGUUGCUGCGGAGGUCCUCAACCAAUUCGUCAUAGACAGUGCCUCUCUAAGAACGGACGCAGCGACUUCCGACUCCGCAGCGAACAGGAGGGCGUCCUCCUGCUGCAGCCAAACGCAGGGGACUGCCUCGGCAUCCUCGGCAGACGAGGCUUUGCCGCCCGCCUGCCCCUCUCCCACUCUGCGGGAAAGGGGAGCGGAGGCUUUGCCCAUCGGCAGCGGGGCGAAGCCUUCGCUGGAGGCUCCCGGGAAAGACACGGCGCUGGCUCUGGCGGCUCUGAACUCGUCGACGCCGCUUGGGGGCCUGCCUCCCACUGCAGCAGCUGCUGCUGCUCCCCACGACGCUGCCGCUGCUUCCUGCAAGGGCGGCGCCGGCGAGAAGGGCCCUCUCGAGGCGACGCAGGCAGUCUUGGCGGAGCUGAUGGAGGGGCUCCGACUGGGAUGCAGCAGCAGUACCCAGGAGGGGGCAAUCCAGGGGCCCUCCUCUUCCGCCGCUGCCUCCGUCGCCGCUCAUUUGGUGAAGAUCAGGAAGGCGCAGACCAUGGCAGAGUUGAGCUCCUACAUCGCCGUCUUCCAGGGGGCCCUCCCAGCCGUUUGCGGAGGGGGCCCCCUCACUGCCAGCAAGUGCGAGGCCCUCCUGAGAGCCUUGGACCUUGUCUGCGCAUCGCCUCCGUCUGCACUCGUCGCGAGCAGCGGCAACGGCAACGGCGUCUGCCCGCCUCCGCCGCAGGGGCCCCUAGGGGCCCCUGCGGCGGAGGCGGGCACCAUGCGGUAUCCCCCUGACGGCUUAGAGGCUCAGCAGCUCAUGUGCUUCAGGCUGCUGGAGGCUCUAAGUGUCUUGCACUCCUCGUUUGGGCAGCGGGGGAGAGCCGCGUCUCCGCAAAGUGCGUCGCCUGUGUACGCGUACCACCAGGGAGUUAUUUUAGCGGCAAAAGCCUCGCGUCAGUUAUUCGUUUACCUGCAUGUCGUCUUGGGGAAACUGCUGCUGCACGCUGUGCAUGCGGUCCCUUCGUUGCUGCUGGCGGCUGCGACUGAGGGGGCCCUCGUGGUGCCAGCCGAGAGGCCGCUGACCCUCCUGAGGGGGGCCCCCCCACAGGCUAUCGAAGAGGCCUUUGCUGCGCUGCAGACACUCUACGAGGCAGCGAAUCCGGGGGCCCCUUCUGCUCGCACUAGCCAGCGAACUGCGGCUGCAGACGCAGCAAGAACCGAGGGUCCUGCUGCUGCUGCUGCUGCCGCAGCUGCCGCUGCAGGGGGCCUCCGCAGCAGACGCCUGGGGGAUGUCGCCAGGAGCCAAGGGGGAGCGGAUGCAGCAGCAGCCUCCGCGACUGCAACUCCCGUGCCGUCUCUUUUGUGCAGCCCCACAAUCCGCUUUCUUGGAUCUUCCGAGCAGGAAGGGGGCUUAGAGGGGUACGCAGUGCGAGGCUUCCCGGGAGGCACCGGUCUAGAGCCCGUCUGUGGGCCCCCCCUGCCACCCGCAGCCAAGGGGGGGGCCCCCCCGGGGGGCGCCCCCCCUCUGAGUCUGCAGAGCGGCGCUGCAGCAGCGAAGGGGCCCGCUGCCUUCUCGCUCUCCGGCCUCCUAGAGUCCCCUCUGGGGGCCCUCAAGGAGGAGCCUGGGGGCCCCCUCGCCUCCCCCGCCGCGAGCUCUCUGUGGGGGCCCCUCGGAUCCUUGGCGUCUUCGCCGGAAGCCUCGAACUUCGCGGAGCCUUUGGAGCCGGCGUGCUGCUCCUCUUCGGGGCCUCCUGGGGGCCCCCCGUCCCCUUCUGGGGGCCCUAAUGUGUCGUUCGACGCGACGCACAACCGCUGGAUUGCGUUUUGGAGGUCGCAGGGGCGAAGCCACAGCAAGAGCUUCAGCUGCGCGAAGUACGGGGGUCGGGAGGCGGCGAGACUGCAGGCUCUUGGGUUCAGGAGACAGCUGCAGGAGACGGCUGCGGGAGAGGGGUGCGCGGGAGCCUCGGCUGCAGCGACGGACAUACAGAGCGUCCUCGCCGGGCUGAAUAUGUGCCAGAGCCAAAAGGACGCUCUCGCCGCUCUUCAGCAGCCGCUGCUGCUGCGGCAGAGCGGGGGGGGGGGGGGGCCCCAGAGCUUCCUGGGGGCCCUUGGGGGGAGUGCCAUGUGCCCUGGAGUCGAUCCACGAGACGCGGCGCACAGCGGCCUUUCUGGAGAAGAGGCCUUAAAGGCUCUCUCGCUUCUGCAGGAGCUGCGGAGUGGCAGUACAGGCCCCACGACUGCGGGGGGGGGGGCCCCCCCCCGCAAGCCGAAGGCGAAGCGAGUGGGAGGAGGAGGAGUCACCCGAGUGGACGGGGGCGGGGUGCCCGUACGCCAGUGGGCAGUUAUGGGCAGGGGCCCCACUGGGAGGACCCGCACCUCAAGUGCGCGGGCGAAAAGUGCUCCGAAUACUCCUGGGGGGCCCCGUAGGUUGGAUGGCGUUGGUGUUGCUGCAGCGGAAGAGUUGCGCUGUCUGGGUCGGAACACCAGCAGCAGUGGCGCUAGCAGCGGCUACGGCACGGAGGCGCCUGCGCUCCCGUCGCCUUUGCAGGGGGCUGAGUCUCAGUGGCAGAUGCGGCUUCGUGUCGUGUCUGGGAGUAUCACUUUUGACAGGAGCCAGAACCGCUUCAUGGCGCAGUGGAAGACUAGCGACGGCUGCAAGCACAGCAAAUCGUUCUACAUCAAGAACUUCAGCAGCGUGGAGGAGGCACAACUGAACGCUCUGAGAUUCAAAGAGAAUCUUCUUGCGGAGCGAGACAGCGAGCGGUCCGCAGCAGCAGCGGGAAUUGCGGCGGCAGCAGCCCAGUCCUCUGCCAGGGGAGGAGGCAAGCACAGGUCGAAUGACGGGGGCCCUCACGGCGGGGGGGGGGCCCCUGCCAUGCAUGAAGCUCUCGAGUGCAUCCUUUCCCGCUCCAUUCAGUCUUGUCUAGAAGAGGAGGCAGCAGAUGGAAGCACCCUAGACAAGUCCAUGGUAGGGGGGUCCUCCUCCCUCGUGGAUUCCAUCAAAGCCGCAGUUGCUGCUGCCGCAGCGAGCGCGACAGAGACGGAUGAAAACUGUGCAGGGCCGUCUCAAGCUCUAAGUGCGAGCAUGUGGGAGGAGGCAGGGGGGGGAUCAUCCACUAAGGAGAGUGGAGGGCCCUCACAACACGCGGGAGGGGGGUCUUGCAAUGGCAGCAAGAUAUCGCCGCAGGGGAUCAGUGCAAAGCGGUGCAGGCAGCAGGCAGUUGCCGCUGCUACUGCUGCGGCGGCGGCAGCGGCUCCCUCCUCCUUUGCUCCCUCUCCAGAACCCCAUUACAAAAGGUUGAAGCACUUGUUGAGUGCUGCAGUUGCGCCUUCCUCGCCUUCCUGCAACAUGCCAACGCUGUUAGCCAGGGGAAGAGAAGGAGAAGCUCCCAAAGUUGCUCCCGCCAGCGUCGUCGGGCUGCAGCAACAGGCUUCUCUCCAGGACGCUGCAGCAGCAGGAGCAGGAGGGAUUGGGGGUUGCGAGGCAUCCUUGCGGGGACCCUUCCUACUUCUUGACUCUGAGAGUGUUUACGGCUCCCUGUCAAACAAACUGAAAAGCAAUUCUACCUACCCUCCGUCACAAGUAGCUACGCAGUACCAACUAGCGUGGACCCUACAGCUCUACACCCCCUAUAGGGGGGACCCCACGUAG